UGAGAGAGAGAGAGAGGAGAGAGAGAGAGAGAGAGAGAGAGAGAGAAGGAAGGGAGGAUGCAACCAAUGCAGCGAGGCAGCAGUUUACCACAAGCGUGAACCUGCCAGUGCGAGGAGCGACAGAGCGCAGAAAGAGAGGGAGAGGGGAGGGAGAGGUCUUUUUACUUCAGUCUAGCAGUGUAUUUUAAUUCUUCACUAGACUCCACCUUACUGCUCUCACCGGACACAACCUCCUCUCAGAGAACAAAGGCAAAGCUGACUGCUUCCAGUCCAAGAAUGCUGAUGAGGAGACCUGCGUGGGGGUGAAAAUUGAACAGUCCAGAGCUCUAGGCAGUAGCCCAGCGAGUAACAACAGCAACUCACCCAGCGUGCAGGCGUGUCUCAGUCGGGUGUGGGGUGGGACGACUGACAAGAGCAGGAGAGGGGUCAAUGGAAAAAGCUCUAGCUCCAGGCCUCGUCUGCCGUCCAAACCACAAGUGCCUCCAAAGCCACCACAUCUCCAGAGCCCGGUAACGGAGCUCUCGUCCCCGUUGGGCCACUUCCAGAAACCUCCACUCAGACCGGGCAUGGAGGAGGGAGGAGGGGUGGGGAGAGGAGGAGGAGGAGGAGGAGGAGGAAGAGGAAGAGGGGUCGUGAACCGGGAGAAACCAUCCAAAGUCUUAGACCUCAUCAACCGCUUUGAGGAGAACAGCAGCACAGAGCACAAAAGAGACGGCUCUCCGCUCAAACAGAUCAGCAAGUCGUCCAACGGCAGCCCGGCUCACCGCGCCUACCAAAAGCAGACGGAGACCAACAGGACUCCGGAGGACCACUCGUCCGUACCGACCUCGCCGCAGGAUGCCCACAAACCGGCGGCUAAUGGGGUGCUAGCUCAGAUGGAGCAGGACAAGAAAAAGGAGGAUAACCCGGAGAGGAACAAUGAAAGUGUGAGAGUAGUGACUGACGGGUUGCUUAACGGAGAUAUGGGGUGUGGGAGCACAGAACACAGUGAUGAUCAUUCAUCACCUCCACACACAGACAGGACUGGUACAGAAAGCUACACUGAGAAGGAGGACAGUGGGACGAAAAUAGAAAGCGAGCACAGGAACGAAGAAGGAAGCCCAGACCAUAAGGAAACAAAUGAACAGAAGCUGUUUAAGAUCGCCAACGAGCUCUUGCAAACAGAGAAGGCCUACGUAGCGAGACUUAACCUGCUCGACCAGGUGUUCUGCGCGAAGCUAAUGGAGGAGGCAAACAAAGGAACGUUUCCUGUGGACGUAGUGAAGAACAUCUUCUCCAACAUCGUCUCCAUCCACACCUUCCACAGCCAGUUUCUGCUUCCAGAUCUGGAGAAACGCAUGGGAGAAUGGGAGUCCACACCUCGCAUUGGAGACAUCCUCCAGAAACUCACACCUUUUCUCAAGAUGUACGCAGAGUACGUGAAGAAUUUCGAGAACGCCAUGGAGCUGCUCAAACAGUGGACUGAUCGCUCGCCUCAAUUCAAGGCCAUCAUUCAGGACAUACAGAGUCAAGAGGCCUGUGGAUGCCUGACGCUUCAGCAUCACAUGUUGGAGCCCGUGCAGCGAGUCCCUCGCUAUGAGAUGCUGCUUAAAGACUAUCUGAAGAAGCUGCCUCAGGGCGACCCUGACCGACGAGAUUCAGAGAAAUCGUUAGAAAUUAUCGCCACUGCGGCUACUCACUCCAACAGCGCCAUACGAAAAUCUGAGAAUCUGAAGAAGCUGAUGGAGAUAUACGAAAUGCUGGGUGAGGAGGAGGACAUCGUUAACCCCUCUAACGAGUUCAUCAAAGAAGGCCACAUCUUGAAGCUGGCGGCCAGGAACACCUCGGCCAUGGAGCGAUAUCUCUUCCUGUUCAACAACAUGCUGUUGUACUGCGUGCCCAAGUUCAGUCUGGGAGGGACGAAGUACACUGUGAGGACGCGGAUCGGCAUCGACGGCAUGAAGGUCCUGGAAACGACCAACGCGGACUACCCUCACACCUUCCAGGUCUCAGGGAAGGAGAGGAUGCUAGAGCUACAGGCCAGCUCAGAGCAGGACAAGGCAGGCUGGAUUAAGGCUUUCCACGAGACCAUUGAGAUCUUCCAGCAGAAAAACGAGUCAUUCAAGAAUGCACUGAAAGAUGUGGAGGAAGUGUCGAAUGCAGAGCUGGGGAAGCGCGCCCCUUGCUGGAUCCGCGACAAUCAAGUGACGCUGUGUAUGAAGUGUAAAGAGCCUUUCAACGCUCUGACACGGCGGAGACACCACUGCAGAGCCUGCGGCUAUGUGGUGUGCUGGAAAUGUUCGGACAAUAAGGUGCCGCUUGAAUACGAUGGCAACAAGAUGAACAAAGUGUGCAGAGACUGCUUCUCCAUCCUGACCGGAGAAAGCAUAGUCGAGGGCAAGAAGAAGGGCAUCCUGGAGAUCGAGGCGGCUCAGUUCACGGGCAGCAGCAUCAUGUGUGGCUUCCUGCAGUACUGUGAGAAGAAUAAACCUUGGCAGAAGGUGUGGUGCGUCAUCCCAGAGAAGGAGUGUCUGGUGCUCUAUCUCUACGGAGCUCCGCAGGACGUGAAGGCCCAGUGUACAAUCCCCCUCCUGGGCUACUCUGUGGAUGACAGCGCCCGGCCCACAGACCCCCCGGUCAGCUUCCGCCUCUCACAGUCCAAGUCCAUUCACAACUUUGCUGCUGAAACCGAGGAGCUUAAGCAGCGCUGGCUGAAAGUGAUUCGAGUGGCAGUGACGGGAGAGAUGCCAGACUGCUCGGAGACCAACGGCGGCAAUGCCAACACGAUGCACAACAACAACACACAAGAAGUGGGUACUGAUAGCUCAUAAGGGUGUGUUCUCUACAAGCAGAGUGCUGUUGGGUUGCUCAAGAAAGACAGGAUGUACAGAUGUGUUCUGUACACACACAAAUACAAAUGCACACACUCUCCACGCUGUCUUUGAAUCUUAAAGACGAGUAGAUAAGCUGCCCUACCUUGCCACUCUCCGGUUUGCCAAUAUUCUCAUGAACCCACACAAGAACGUUCGAUUCACUGCUAGAGCUGUGCUGGAUUACUAAAGGACAUGUCUGGUGCAAUCAACACUAGAGCAACGGCGCCUCAGGAUUGAUCGACUUCCCUCAAACAGGCACUAUGGAGGACAGCUCCAACUCAGUCUUCAUACACUUUUAAUCUCGGUCAGCUCCUCUUGAGCCAGUGCCAUGUACACGAUGGGAAUCAAAGCAAAAGUACAGUCCAAAAUAAGUCUGCUGGUGCUUGAACUCAACUCUGUGUACCUGUACAGUAUAAAUGUUUUUUCUUUUCUUUUCAAAAAGGAACUGUUGUGUUUUAAUGUACAGAGAUCAAUCCCAAACUUUGUUUUGAUAAUAUAGAAAACAUCUAAGUAUGAUGGUAUAAAGAAUGUUGAUGUUCUCGUCUCCUUCUCUCAUCCCUCAGUGAAAAUUCCCCAACUGUCUAAUGCUAAUCAAACGUUGAAUGCACAUUGGCUGAUCUGCCUGCUUUGCAAUUGGUCGCACCUGUCGUGUAGUGUUUUCAAUGAACAUGAAGGAACUCAUUUGUUAAUUAAACCAGAUUUAAAAAUAUAGUCAACAAAAGAUAGCAGAAAUCGAUUGUCCUUGAGGUUUUAUAUCGUAAUGGCAAUAGGUAUUGUGAUAUCAUACAUUUUCCAGAAAAACAUAUGAGAAACUAUUUAUAUAUAUAGUAACCAACUGUGAAUGUUUUUUAUUUAUGGAUCAUCAUUAAAAAAUGCCUGAACAACAUGGUGUCUUUAUACAUUGCAUGCAUAAUCGUAAAUCAUUAGUACAAUAAGCACGGUGCCUUAUCAUUAUGGCACACUUCCUAACAUUGUAACCAGAGUACAUAACGUACACCCCAGGCAAUUUAGCAUUGUCUCCAGUUAACAUGGAGGAACCCAGCAAUGUCAAAAUUGUCAGGGCAUUAAAUCUCGAGAUAAGCCACAGUUCAAAAAGAAGCAGAGAUACCGGUACAAUUCCCAUAAUGUAAAAAGCGACCUACAUUCCUCUCUGAAAAUACUCAUUCCUCCUGCAGAAAUAUAAAGUUCUCUCAAGAUAUGCCUAAAGAUGUCAUAGUGAUGUAAUUUUGUCAGACUUUAGAAAGCUCCCUGCAAAGCCACUAAAGACAUUAUAUGGUUCCCACAUCCUCCAUGACAAGUUUGUUGUAUUCAGUAUUUAGUUUUCCUCGGUAGAAAAAAAUAUAAGGUCACAAAUCUCUAUGGUCUCACAAUAUGUAUUGUCAUACAUCGGCCAACCCUAUGGCCCUGACCGUGCAGUUUAUAUUAAAACGGCACCCUGCAAUCAUGUGUAUUUGCAUAUGGCAUAAUAACUGAUGGAUGAUUGUUGUUCAUGUGCAAAACUGAGGAUGAAUGGUAAACGUUUGUCUAUCUACAGGGCAGUCAUGGACCUUUAUUCAUGUGGAGAGAGAUGAACGAGGAUCAUCAGGUUUUCUUUUUAGAUGCAAACGCGGAACAAUCAGAUAUAGCAAGCUGGUGCGAGACAUGUAAAUGUGUUUUUAAUGCUGUAAUUAAUUUUAUUUAAAGUAAUUUAUAGAGUAUUGACAAGCAUGAUUUGUUAAAAGUAGCACAAAUGUGUUCCCUGACUGUCAACUACAGAAGCGCAGCAGGUAGAUACUAUUUCUGUGAGCAAAUGUUUUUCCACUAACUCAUCCCACGUGUCACCUUGUGCUUGAGUGACAGACAGCGACCAGUCAUAGCACGUUUCGGUUUGCAGAGUUCCCCCUGUGCUCGAUGCUGGUGCUCACCCCUCUGAACUCAUUCCCAUCCUCAGUAUUCAAAAAAAAAAAAAAACAAGAGCACAAAACUUCCUCAUCUGUAAGAUCUGAAUUUACAUGUCAUUUUAUGUCCUGUCAUCCCCUCCCCAAAGAUUUGAGAAUCUACGCACUUUACAGAGUGUACCUUCAAAGAAAAUAAAAUGAGAUGAAAUAUGAAA
Messenger RNA from Etheostoma spectabile (orangethroat darter), 4944 nucleotides. It is a transcript of the gene fgd4a, whose product is annotated as FYVE, RhoGEF and PH domain containing 4a. Gene Ontology annotation, cellular component: cytoplasm. Gene Ontology annotation, molecular function: guanyl-nucleotide exchange factor activity; metal ion binding. Lineage: Eukaryota; Metazoa; Chordata; Actinopteri; Perciformes; Percidae. Gene Ontology annotation, biological process: cytoskeleton organization; filopodium assembly. The transcript has 18 exons. Bases 567 to 2810 code for a protein of 747 amino acids. The record is from RefSeq and is a predicted model, not a curated record.